This is a messenger RNA of Chironomus riparius, 729 nucleotides long. The record is from the annotation of a GenBank genome assembly. Lineage: Eukaryota; Metazoa; Arthropoda; Insecta; Diptera; Chironomidae.
AGCACAGCUUGUGGCAAGGGCACAUAAAAGUGCUUUUAAUUCUACUCGACAUAUUCAGUCACUUUUAGUAUUUUGCGAGAAUUUUUAAAGUUUGCAUCAACUUUAUACUCAAUACUUGAAAAAAAUGUCUGAAACCAAAUUAUUUAGUCUUAAAGAAGUCGCAGCUCAUAAUUCUAAUAAAAGUGCAUAUCUUGUUAUCCACAACAGCGUCUAUGACGUGACGAAUUUUUUAAAUGAGCAUCCAGGUGGCGAGGAAGUUCUCCUUGAGCAGUCCGGUAAAGAGGCAACUGAAGCAUUCGAAGAUGUUGGACAUUCAACUGAUGCUAGAGAAUUAAUGAAGAAAUAUAAAAUUGGUGAAUUGGUUGAGGCUGAUCGUAAGGAUAUCCCCGUAAAAACACAACCUGACUGGUCGAGCAACGACAAAAAGGAUGAAAAUUCAAUGAAGAAUUGGAUUGUUCCAAUUCUUUUGGGUCUUUUGGCAACGAUCUUAUAUCAUUUCUACUUCAAACAAUAAGUUGAUACUAUUCUUAUGGCAUUCCCCAGUGCAUCUUUAAAGUCUAAAAAACAUUAUUUGAACUUUUCCAAGCAUUUUUGAUGCAAUUUAUGAGACAAAAAAGAAAUAUUUUCGAUGAUAAAAAAACAAACAAAUGAGUAUAUAAGUUAGUGUUCUGCCUAUUAUUAAUAUUAUUAUUUUCUUGAUUUUUUAAAGAGUUUAAAUUGCUAUUAAUG